UCUCCUCCCUCUCACAGCAUGGAAACACUUUCUCUCUACACCACCCCUUAUCACGUCCCAUUCACAGCAUCAUGGCGUUUGAGGGUGGGGGGCGGAGCUGUGGUGUUCAUGAACUCAUCUGCGCUAGACGAGUAUCUCCUGAACUGCUAGGUGUCCUGUCCUCCAUUGCUUUCUUCAUGGCCGUGAUCGCUCUGUUUUUUCUUUACCUCAGCAGCAAGCUGUCAGUGGAGAGCCCAAGCAGUGAUCUGCCACGUUUUGAAGGUUUUAACAAGGACUUGCAAGAACUUGCGGUCAGUUAGCAGACACACACCAAAGGGACAAAGCAAUGGCAUUUUUCAAGAGCUUCCAACAGAGUCUCCCUUCCGUCAGUUCCCUUCUGGACACUGUCUCAAACACUGUCUCGACUGCUGUGGACGAUUUGUCCUCUGCAGUGAGUGACGUCACCUACACUGUCAGUGACCAGCUAACGGAGCAGGUCAAUACAAUCAUCAAUAAAGUGCAGACUGAAGAGGAUGAGAAAAAGGAGGCUGAAGGGUCUUCUGAUGAAGUCCAAAAGGAGAGGAGAAACAGCAAGCUGAAGCGGCAGGAGACAGAAUCUAAUGCUGCAGACACUGAUGGAGAAGGUCGAAAGAGCCGAAAAUCAAAAAAGAACUCUAUGUGGACUAUUGAAGUAGAUGAAGAGGAAAUAAAGAGAGAGAAAGAAAGACAAGAGGAAGCGAGAAAAGCUGAGGAGGAUGAGUGGGAGUGGUGUUACGCCCCCUCUAAAGGAUGGUAUCGUAAAAGGAGGGACCCAAACCAGCCACAAAACUCAUCUCAGAGCACAGACAACCAGAAAGAGAACAGUGACCAAGCUUCACAAAAGGAAGAGUCUGCCGCUCAGGAAGAGAGUGCCUCCUUGUCCAGUAAACACAAAAAUGAAGGUGACAACCACAACGAAAAUGCUAAUGGGAUGCACCCAAAUGAUAGUCUGGAAGAGCAGGACUCUCAUGAAAUGUCUGGUGAUCCUGUUACAUCAGCAUCAAAGUAUGAAAAGAAUGGAGAGCACAGUAGUGUUGAGGAAGAUGAUAAUUCUGAAAGAUGUAAGAAAACGACACAAUCUAAAGGCAGAAGAAAAGAUCGAAAUGAAGAAGAUGAAGACGAAGCAUCAUGUGAAGAAGGUAAAACAUCAAAACAAAAGAAGAAAGGAAAAGUUUAUAGUGAUGAAGAACAGGAGGAGGGCACUCAGGACUCAAAGUCAAAGAGCUCAAAAUCAAAGGCAAAGAAGGACAAAGAGGGUAAAGAUGGGGGUUGUCCAGAUAAAGGAUCAUCUGAGAGUGAGGACGAAACACCAAAAAGACACAAAGACUCAUCCUCUCACCAGCAGAGAAGUGGGUGGAGAAACAGGGAUGCUGAGAAUGAGGAUUGCAGCAGUGAAGCUUCAGCUGAGCAGGGUAAAAGAAAAAAAGGUUCAAGUUCCCUGAAUGAACUUCAGCCUCCACCAUACCGGGACAAAGACGAUCUCAAGUGUGGCUCAAGGGGCCGCAGUGAUUCGGCAGAGGGCAGUGGAAGUGAGGGCAGUGAAGACCCUGAGGACACAGAGAGUUACCUGAAUAAGGGCUAUGAAGAGGACGCACCCAGCGACAGCACAGCCGUUUUGGGCCCGGAGGAUAGCUUAAUCCCACCACUUCCAGAAACAUACGAACCAGAGGGAUUGGGGAAAUAUGGCACACUGGAUGUGGCCUUCGAAUAUGACCCUGGUGAACAACGGCUUGCGGUGACAGUGACCGCUGCCACAGAUAUUCCAACACUUAAGAGCACAGGGAACAUUUCCUGGCAGGUCCACCUGGUUUUACUGCCCACCAAGAAGCAGAGAGCCAAGACAGGUGUGCAGAAGGGACCCUGUCCCGUCUUCACAGAAACAUUUCGGUUCUCAUGUGUGGAGCAGGAAGCCUUGGGGGACUAUGCAGUCCGGUUCCGUCUGUACAGUGUGCGGCGCAUGAAAAAAGAGAAAGUCCUAGGGGAGAAGGUGUUCUACUUAACCAAACUCAAUAUGCAGGGCAAGCUCGCUCUGCCUGUUACACUGGAGCCUGGCACCACAGUUCCUGGCUGCGGAUCAGUGGUGAGUGUCUCUCGGAGUGCGGGAGCUUUGUCGUAUCGCUCCACUGGUGAAUCCUCCACUCCGGAGCUUCUGCUGGGUCUUCUCUACAACGCCACCACAGGCAGACUGUCCGCCGAGGUUAUUAAAGGCAGCCAUUUUAAAAACUCUGCCACCGAUAAACUUCCCAUUGGCCUGUUUUGUUGUGUAAAACACUUCAUUAGUGGGCAACUGUAUGUCAUGAGAGACACUUAUGUGAAGCUAACAAUGCUGGACUCUAAAGGGAAAGAGAUGUCCAAAUGCAAGACCUCAGUCUGCCGUGGCCAGCCGAACCCAACCUACAAAGAGACAUUUGUCUUCCAGGUGGCACUAUUCCAGCUAUCUGAGGUCACCCUGCAGGUGUCGGUGUACAGUCGGCGGAGCAGCAUGAAGAGGAGAGAGCGGGUGGGUUGGGUUGCUCUGGGCCUCAACAGCACCACAGAGGAACAAGAGGAGCACUGGACCCAAAUGAAAGAGUCAGAGGGACAGCAGGUCUGCCAGUGGCACACGCUCCUUGAUCCAUAGGGGGAGCAGUGAAACAAUGUAAUUUGGUUUUUGGCCAUCUGUUCAGUACAGGUGUGUCCAGUCCUGCUCCUGGAGGGCCACUGUCCAGCAAAGUUUACCUUCAACCCCAAUGAAACACACCUGAACCAGCUAAUCAUGGUCUUACUAGGCAUUUUAGAAACUUCCAGGCAGGUGUGUUGAGGCAAGUUGGAGCUAAACCUUGGACACCCCUGACUUUAGUAGGAGUUAGUAUGAGUAAAAAUUAAAGGGUUCAUACUUAAUUAAACAUUAAAUCCUAAUUUAUUUCUUCAUGUCGCUCCAAACCCCAGUUUCUUCCAUGGAACACAAAGGGAGAAAUUUUAAAGAAUGUUCAUUCUCUUUCAAUUUAAGCACUUUGGAACUUUUCAAACUUUAAAAAGGACACUAUGUGUAUAAAAGUAAUAUGACACCUGGAAUGAUCAGAUCAUUGAGUCAGCGAGUUCAUGAAAUAAUCAUUCAGUUGAUGUCAAGAUUAUCAAUGAAUAAUAACUUAAAUUGCAAUCUGUUCAUCACAUAAAGCCAUCUUUGGGCUUCAGAAGACUGUUAAUUUGGGAAAAAAAAUAAUUUGAAGUACUAUUUUUGGAGUUGGACAGGCCUUAUUUAGGCAAUUUGGAAUUUGGGUUUGGAAUGGCAUGGACGUGAGUAAAUUAUGACAGAAUGUUUGAUUUUUGAGUGAACUAUUUCGAAAGAAGUAGGUGUAAAGUCGCAGUUUCAUUAGCAAAACAUCAGCAAAAUUGCGCGGGCAAAGUAGUUCUAUUGUUCAUCGUCAAUGCAUGAAGCACUGCUUAGUAGUCACUUCUAAAACAAGCAGCUUUAUAUUGGUAAACGUGGCAAAUCUGCAUCCAAUGCAAAAAUAUGAAUCCAAUGUGGGGAAUUCGAUUCAUGUGCUCUUCAAGCUAAAUUCCCAAUCGCGUUGAUUACUACAUUUCGCCCGUGGAAUUUCUUCUAAAGGUAAAUGCGACCACACCUUAAUUUGAACUGUACAGGACUCCUCCAUGUUGGAGGUGCUGUUUACCUCUUAGUGACUGAGACUGUUUUCCUCAGGAUAGCAGUAAUGGAGCUGCUGUUUUUUGCAGUGUUGAGAAAAGUGACGGACUGAAAAAAGACGCCUUAUGAAUAACUAUACAGAACUGACCAACUGCCAUUGGCACUGCCAUCUGUACCAAUUGUUUAUUCACAUCAGAGCAUAACUACAACUGUACUGUUGACAGUUGCAUAAGCAUUCAAACAACUUGAGGUUUUGCCUUUUUACUUGACUUGCAAAUAUGCAAAUACAAAAUAUGCACUGCAUGGUAACAGCUAAAGCAUCAAGAGAAACAUUCAUAAUAAAUAUAGGACCAAAGUGCAAGAUCACAUACAUAAUUCUGUUUUAUGAAGGGAUAUAAGGACUUUAUCACACCAGCAAUGUUGCAAAAUAUUUAACAUGAAAAUGUACAAGUAGGGCUGCUUAAGACUGUCUAAAUGUAACUAAAUUAACUGAUGUCUAAAUGUUACUAAUGCAUAUUUGAGUAAUUUAACUCAUUUUUAUCAUCUGUUUUCAUAUUGUGGAAGCAAAUGCUGCAUUAUGUAGAGUUGUGGCCGAAAGUUUUGAGAAUGACACAAAUAUUAAUUUUCACAAAGUCUGGUGCUUCAGUGUUUUUAGAUCUUUUUGUCAGAUGUUACUAUGGUAUACUGAAGUAUAAUUCCAAUUAUUGACAAUUACAUUAAAGGGUUAGUUCACCCAAAAAUGAAAAUUCUGUCAUUAAUUACUUAAUGACAGUGUCAUUCCACACCCAUAAGACCUUCAUUCAUCUUCAGAACACAAAUUAAGAUAUUUUUGAUAAAAUCCGAUUGCUCAGUGAGGCCUGCAUCACCAGAAAGACAAUUAACACUUACAUUGCCCAGAAAGCUACUACUAAGACGUAUUUAAAACAGUUCAUGUGACUACAGUGGUUUAACCUUAAUGUUAUGAAGCGACAAGAAUACUAUUUGUGCACCAAAAAAACAAAAUAAUGACUUUAUUCAACAAUAUCUAGUGAUGGGCGAUCUCAAAACACAGCUUCAUGAAGCUUCAAAGCUUUACGAAUCUUUUGUUUCGAAUCCGAGGUUCGGAGCGUGAAAGUCACGUGAUUUCAGUAAACGAGGCUUCGUUAUGUCAUAAGUGUUUCGAAAUUUCAAUGGUUUGCGUGACUUUGGCAGUUUGACUCACGCUCCAAACCACUGAUUUGAAACAAAAGAUUCGUAAAGCUUCGAAAGCUUCAUGCAGCAGUGUUUUGAGAUCGCCCAUCACUAGAUAUUUUUGAAUAAAGUCGUUAUUUGUUUUUUUUUUCUUUAGUAGCUUUCUGGGCAUCUGAAAGUGUUAAUUAUCUUGCUGUCAAUGGAGGACUUACUGAGCCAUCAGAUUUUAUCAAAAAUAUCUUAAUUUGUGUUCCGAAGAUGAACAAAGGCCUUACGAGUGUGGAACGACAUGAGGGUGAGUAAUUAAUGACAGAAUUUUCAUUUUUGGGUAAACUAAUCCUUUAAGUUUAUGCAAAGAGUCAAUAUUUGCAGUGUUGACCCUUCUUUUUCAAGACCUCUGCAAUUCGACCAUUUAUGUGUGGGGUUGCUUCUCAACCAAGGGUGUGGGCUCACUCACAAUUUUGCCAAAGAACACAGCCAUGAAUAAAGAAUGGUACAAAAACAUCCUCCGAGAGCAACUUCUCGAUCCAAAAACAGUUUUUGUGGUGACGAACAAUGCCUUUUCCAGCAUGAUGGAGCACCUUGCCAUAAGGCAAAAGUGAUAACUAAGUGGCUUAGGGAACAAAACAUCUAAAUUUUGGGUCCAUGGUCAGGAAACUCCCCAGAACUUAAUCCCAUUGAGAACUUGUGGUCAAUCCUCAAGAGGCGGACAAACAAAAACCCACAAAUUCUGACAAACUCCAAGCAUUGAUUAUGCAAGAAUGGGCUGCCAGUAGUCAGGAUGUGGCCCAGAAGUUGAUUGACAGCAUGCCAGGGUGAAUUGCAGAGGUCUUGAAAAAGAAGGUUCAACACUGCAAAUAUUGACUCUUUUCAUAUACUUAAUGUAAUUAUCAAUAAAAGAAUGCUUGGGAUUAUACUUCAGUAUACGAUAGUAACAUCUGACAAAAAGAUCUAAAAACACUGAAGCAGGAGACUUUGUGAGAAUUAAUAUUUGUGUCAUUCUCAAAACUUUUGGCCACAACUGUAUAUGUUAACGCUGAUUCGGGUUCAUUUUUAAUCUUUGAAAACUGUAAACAUUUAAUAAAAUCAAAAUGAAAAACUCA
Messenger RNA from Ctenopharyngodon idella (grass carp), 5916 nucleotides. It is a transcript of the gene syt14b, whose product is annotated as synaptotagmin XIVb. Bases 326 to 2638 code for a protein of 770 amino acids. Lineage: Eukaryota; Metazoa; Chordata; Actinopteri; Cypriniformes; Xenocyprididae. The record is from RefSeq and is a predicted model, not a curated record. The transcript is spliced from 10 exons.